UUCUUGUCGUGGAAACGCGUUCGAUGUGUUUGGUGUGUGUUUUCUGGCUCCGGUGGGAAACUUAGAAGAAAAGUUAUAAAGAAUGAAGCGGCUCUGCGUUUGUGAAAUCUGCAGCUGCGGUCGCCACCGUUGCACUCACCAGCCCACGGCGCUGUACAGGAAGGGCAGUGAGAGGUGUGUGGUGAGCGAAUAUGUCGAGAAGUUUCCGGCCUAUGAGAGCUGCCGGCCGCCCAAGAGCCUCAAACCGAAAUACGAGCACAAGAGCGAGAGGAGCAGGAUGGAGGGAACAACCACCUUCAAAUCUGAUUUCAUUCCAUAUGAGGUCAGCCGGCGUCCCGGCAAACAGCAGGCUGACUACCAGCCGAAUCCCGGUGAGAUCGACCUGGGAACGACGUACAAACAGGACUUCAACACCUACCAACUUCAGCCUGUGGCUCCACUGAGGCCAAAGGAGAGGGCACGGGUCACCAACGGUAAACUGGACACAGUGCCCACCUACACAGAGGAUUUUCGUCCAUGGGAAAUUAGCAAGCGGGAGUUAGCCAAACCAGACGUGGCAUACCAUCCACCUUCUGGGAAGUUUGGGAACACCACAACAUUCCAGGAUGAUUUUGUCCCGAGAGGCACGGUUCCUCGAGAGACCUUCAAGCCCCCAAACGUAGUCAAAGUGUCUGGUGCUCCUUUUGAAGGAGUUACCAGUAACCAACUCUCCUAUGUUCCUCACCCUGUGGAGGCUCGCUUUGUCAAAGCACCCGAGGAGUAUAAGCCCAGCGACCAGCCUUUUCUGGACCUCACCACCCAUCGGAGGGACUUCCAGGGCCUUCCAGGACAGAUGCCCAAAAGCUGCAAGCCUGAGCGAGUAAAGAUGUCCUCCGAAGCACCCUUCCAAAGCAGCACUGAGUUCCGUGAGCGCUUCCAGCAAUGGCCAGUCUCUUUACCACAACUCCACAAGUCUGUGGAGUACGUGAGUCCCACUGCAGACAUGGAUUUGAGCACCACCACCAGAACCACCUAUGUCAAGCAUGAAGUCCAGCCCUUCAUUUCCUCUAAGCCUUUCCCCAGGCCGACCCGUUCCUCUGCACCCUUUCAGGCCAACACCACCAUGAAGGAAGACUUCAAGCCCUGGGUUUCAGCCCGACGCCUGGACGUCAUCCGCAAGCCGGAGGAGAUGAGGAGAGCCAGUGGGAAGAUGGAAGACUUGACCACUUUCAAGGCCCACUUCAUCCAGCACCCGCUGCAGCCUAACGUCAGUUACAAGCCCCUGGCUGCCCCUAUGAGAGCUGAUGCCCCACUGGAGGAAAGCACCAUGUACCGCACUGAAUUUACCCCAAAGAAGAUCAGCGUGUGUCCAGCCAGCUUUGAGUCCCCACCCGGUUUCCUCUUCGAGGACAUCGAUGAGAGGGGUCACAAGUUCUUCCGCAGGGUGUCAGACCAAGACAAAAUCCAGGUCCAGGCUCCUAAUGCAGUGGCUGUUAUGUCUUAAGGACACGUGGAUAAACUACAGUACACAUUCACAAUUGAUCUCUCUGAAUGUUUAUUUUAUGCAUCUAGAAAAGUGUUUUAAAAUGCUGAACUUUUAGAAAGUUUGGCCUUACGAAUGUAGUCAAUCAGCUGAGACCUUUGGUGUCAGUUCUUUAGCUUUGCGCUGGAGCUAUAAGGCCAGUGUAGCUAAUAAGUAAAGAAAGCUUAUAGCUUCAUAACUUUAUGGUAAUCUUGGAAGCCUGAUUUCCGAUUUUUAUUAGAAAGCCUGAUGGAUUUUGUUGAUGAAUGUUGGUGAAAAAUACUUUGAUAGGAAGGAGCCGCAGAAGUUGUUUUUGCUUUUGUGAAGAUGGUGCUGCACCUAAAACAGACCCAAGUGUUUUACAAAGUCUCAGCAACCACAGGAGCUCCUGUGUCAGUAAUACCAAAGAAAGUCUUGGAAUAUGUUUGAUAACUCUAAAAGGAUCAGUAGCUGCAUUCCAAAGCCUAGGCUGCAGCCGAGGUAGUCUGCGUUUCUUGGCCGCUAUGUCAUAGCAGGCUGUUCCAAAGUGAAGGACCCUUCGUAUACAGCCUAGAAAUGCAGCCUACGUUCUGAGUGAUUUCAAGGAUGCAUCAGAUGUAUCCUUCCAGGCCUUUCCUUACCCACAGUUAUCUGCGCAGGAAUGACGCAAAGCAAAAAUUAAGAGCACCAUGAAAAUUAUGGAAAAUGAAGCCGCUGGAGCAGAGCUUGUUUUAAAAUGUAAGUUGUUCACGUACUUUAAUUCGUCUUCGUUACCUUAUAAAGUGUAAAAUGAUUGAUUGAUUGAAGCAUUCGUCCGUAUAUCAUAUUCGUCCAUAUAUCGUAUUUUAUUUACAAGUAUUUGUAUGUAUGUAGUUUAUCGUACUACAUAACAUCUCCUCCAUUUCCGUGAAGAAAAAGCAACAAACACAAUGCAACGGGCUCCAUUUUCUCACCAGUUCCCUCACAAGUUUUGUGUCGCUGUGGUGACAUCACCACGCAGCCUCGUUAGGACUGUUCCAUUUGUGUGACCUGUGGGGUAAUAAGGAGUCUUCACAGGACAGUCCUACCGAGGACCCGCCCUAGCUCUGCUGCAGCCUAGGCUUUGGAAUGCAGUUAGUGUUGCCAUGAGGCAUGUCUCUAAGUGAAGACUGCAGUCGAUGUAGGAGAGACGUUGCUAGCAUUGGUAUACGAAGGCUCCUCUUCAAUGCUGACGUACACACAUUCUAAGCAGGCUGUUCUUACUUACAUAAGCAACUCAACACAUUUAAAAACAUCAAAUUUAAUUUAAUAUUUAAUUUCUGCCGUUUUUAAAAUGGUUUUGUGCUACACAUGAGGGAUUGCAAGUGUCUCAAAGGAUACACCAGUUGAGUCCUUCCUUUCCUCAGAAAAGUAGGACACAUUUCUGGGCUGCAUUUGAAGGAUUCUAUAGAACGUUACAGCCGAGAAACGCAGCCUUUCUUGACUGCAGUGGCUUUGAUGUGUGCAGAGCGGGAAACUGCUUGCUACACGUGACUAACUAGCAUUUAGCCUUAUAAAGAAGAGUUUGUUACCUGGUAAACUGAAAAAAAACAGGUGAACAGAAGUGUUUACACAUGUAAGUGCUGACAAAAUUCCAAUAGUUGUGGCCACCUCAGAGUAAAGUAUUUACCCAUUUGUGUUAGUCUGUGGGUGGAGUGUCUGAGGCUGAGAUUAGCAUCAUGCUAACUGCAUAUCAACAUCAUCACACACUUUCUUCAAACUGUGUGGAAUUAUAAUCUCUGAUACAGUGUUAUCUAUAAACAUGGGAUAAAGUAUGUUGUGUAGCUAAAAACA
Colossoma macropomum (tambaqui) is the source of this 3292-nucleotide messenger RNA. It is a transcript of the gene saxo2, whose product is annotated as stabilizer of axonemal microtubules 2. The transcript has 5 exons. Gene Ontology annotation, cellular component: centriole; cytoskeleton; sperm flagellum. Gene Ontology annotation, molecular function: microtubule binding. Gene Ontology annotation, biological process: microtubule anchoring. Lineage: Eukaryota; Metazoa; Chordata; Actinopteri; Characiformes; Serrasalmidae. The coding region runs from base 83 to 1483 and encodes 466 amino acids. The record is from RefSeq and is a predicted model, not a curated record.